Molecule: messenger RNA, 873 nt
Organism: Lycium ferocissimum
Lineage: Eukaryota; Viridiplantae; Streptophyta; Magnoliopsida; Solanales; Solanaceae
Product: ubiquitin-conjugating enzyme E2 7-like
Exons: 6
Coding region: 139-600 (153 amino acids)
Biological process (GO): protein polyubiquitination; ubiquitin-dependent protein catabolic process
Molecular function (GO): ubiquitin conjugating enzyme activity
Source: RefSeq, a predicted model, not a curated record
UCUCUCUUUCUUUUCAUCUUUUCAUCUUUCCAUCUCCUUCGUUACCCUAGAACCUUCUUGAGAGACACCCUUUUUAUAUAUAUUUUCAUCAACUUUCUCUCUCUAGAAGAAAAUAGCUCUUUCUCUCUCUGAAGUUGUAUGGCUUCAGGUUCACCUUCACAAGCUAGUCUUCUCCUUCAGAAACAACUUAAAGAUCUCUGUAAAAACCCAGUUGAUGGUUUUUCUGCUGGGUUAGUUGAUGAAAGCAAUUUGUUUGAAUGGAGUGUUACUAUUAUUGGACCACAAGAUACUCUAUAUGAAGGGGGUUUCUUUAAUGCCAUCAUGAGCUUUCCUCCAAACUAUCCCAACAGUCCUCCAACCGUAAGAUUUACCACAGAGAUCUGGCAUCCUAAUGUUUACUCUGAUGGAAAGGUUUGCAUCUCAAUCCUUCACCCCCCGGGUGAUGAUCCAAACGGCUAUGAGCUUGCUAGUGAACGUUGGUCUCCUGUCCACACGGUGGAGAGUAUAGUUCUAAGCAUCAUAUCCAUGCUUUCAAGCCCUAAUGAUGAAUCUCCUGCUAAUGUGGAAGCUGCUGUAAGAAUGGAGGGAAAAAAGAGAUGAGUUCAAGAAAAGGGUCAGUCGUUGUGUAAGACGAUCACAGGAAAUGGACUAAACACAGAAUGCUCCUACCCAUUUUAUGAUAAAGCCGAGGAAGUGGCGUCGUUCUUUUGGCUGGCUGUUCAUUGCUACAAAAUGUAGAAUUUGUUGACCGUUGGACAUUAUGUAUCGUGCCUUUCUGGUCUUGGGGGUUUUGUCAUUUUGGCAUUCGUGUUAUCUUACUUUGAAGGUUAAUUGCCUUUUAUAUUCAGUGGAAGUACUUUAUAGGUAGCUGAA